AACAAAUGAUAUUUUCUCAAGAAUCAUGGGAGUAGAAACAGCACAAGAAGCAUGAGAUACUCUUAAGAAAGAGUUUGAUGGCAGUUCUUGUGUUAAAGGUAACAAGAUUGUAACCCUUAAAAGACAAUUUGAAAUGCUGAAAAUGCAAGAGACAGAGACAAUCCAUCAAUAUACAAAUAAAUUGAUGGAUGUUGUCAACCGAAUUAGACUUCAUGGUGAGGAAUUUCCAGAUCGAAGGCUGGUGGAGAAGAUUAUUGUUAGUGUACCAGAUGAAUUUGAGUCCAAGAUUUCUGCCAUAGAAGAAUCUUAUGACCUCAAAGAGCUAACCAUUACUGAGCUUAUAAGCAAGCUUCAGGCUCAUGAGCAAACGCUGGUUAUGAAAACCGAUGAAACAAAAGAAGGAGCCUUCCUUGCAAGGCAAAAAGGAAAACAACCAGCCACUAGUUCUGAAAGCAAUAAGACCAAUGGUUAUAACCAAGCAUAUCAGCAGCAUCAACAAAGCAGAAAAGGGAGGUUUCCUCUAUGCUGUUAUUGCAGAAAAUCAAACCAUGAAGAAAAAGAUUGUUGGUUCAAAGGCAAAUCACAGAUUCAGUGCAGAUUUUGUAAAAAAUAUGGCCAUAUUGAGAAGAAUUGUAGGGCUAAGCAACAGCGACAGCAUCAAACACAACAUCAACAAGCUCAGUACAGACCAAAGCAACAACAGCAAGUUAAUUAUGCUGAAGAUCAGUGCAAGGAGGAUUACUUGUUCACAGUGACUCAAGGUUCAUCUCUACCAUCUAGUACUUGGUUUGUUGAUAAUGGAUGCACUAAUCAUAUGGCUCGAGAUGAAAGUCUCUUCGUUGAAAUGGACAAAUCAGUUAUUACAAAUGUCAAGUUAGGAAAUGGUACUGUGCUGAGAUCACAAGGGAAAGGUACUGCUAUUAUUCAAACUAAAACAGGUACAAAGCAAAUUACUGAUGUCAUGUUUAUUCCGAGCUUAAGCCAAAAUUUACUUUCUGUUGCACAAAUGAUGAAAAAGGGAUUCACUCUAUCUUUUGUGCAUGAUUCAUGUUUUGACCCUACUAGUGAUGAGAUAGCUAAGGUGAAAAUGGUAGAAAACAUCUUUCCUUUGGAUUUCGAAAAGGUGCAGCAUUGUUUUUCUACUUGUAAAACUGUGGAUGAAAAUUUAUGGCACAAAAGAUAUGGUCAUUUCAAUGUCAAAGGCUUGAAAUAUAUGCAAACACAUGAGUUUGUUCGAGAUUUGACAGAAUUACAUUUAACUAACAGUGUUUGUGAAAGUUGUCAAUUAGGCAAGAUGCAUAAAUUGCCUUUUCUUGUGAACAAAUUCUUGAGAGCAACUCAAAAGCUUGAACUGGUGCAUACAGAUAUUUGUGGUCCUAUGAGAACACCAUCUCUCAGCCAAAACAGAUAUUUCAUCCUCUUUAUAGAUGACUUUACAAGAAUGACAUGGGUAUACUUUCUUGAUAGCAAAGGUCAAGCCUUACCUGUGUUUGAAAAAUUCAAGGCUUUGGUUGAAAACCAAAGUGGAUGCAGAAUUAAAAAGCUCAGAUCAGAUAAUCGCAAGGAGUAUACCUCCAAUGAUUUCAACUUGUUUUGUGAAGAAGCUGGUGUUGAUCAUCAAUUAACAGUGUCUUAUACCCCACAGCAGAAUGGCAUUGCAAAAAGGAAAAAUAGAACCGUUAUAGAGAUGGCAAGGUGCAUGUUGGCAGAGAAGAAAUUGCCCAAAUCUUUUUGGGCUAAAGUAGUUUAUAUAGCAAUCUAUCUCUUAAAUGGUUUACCAACAAAGGCAGUAAAAGGCAUGACACCUAUUGAGGCUUGGUAUGGUCAAAAACCAUUUGCUGAUCAUUGGAAGGUUUUUGGCUCAAUUUGUUAUAAUCAUGUUCCAACAGCUAAAAGAGGAAAAUUAGAUGAGAAGGCAGAAAUUGGGAUCUUUAUAGGCUAUGGAACACAAGCAAAAGGCUAUAAGGAUGCAGGGAAGAUAGAAAAAGGCUCAAAUAAGCAAUGUGAAGCUGGUUCAGAUGUUGCUUCCAGUUCUGAAAUUGCAGAAGUUGAUGAUGAUUCAUCGAUUUUAAAAACCAAGUCACUAGCUGAUAUUUAUGCAAGAUGUAAUUUAGCUACUGCAGAACCUAAUUGUUUUGAAGAAGCAGCUAAACAACAGGUUUGGAUUGAUGCCAUGAAGGAGAAGCUAUCUAUGAUCGAAAAAAAUCAAACUUGGUGCCUUGUUCCAAAACCAAAUGAUAAGAAGCCUAUUGGAGUGAAGUGGGUGUUUCGAACUAAGCUAAAUCCAGAUGGGUCUAUACACAAACAUAAGGCCAGACUUGUUGUGAAGGGGUAUGCUCAACAGCCGGGUGUCGAUUAUGGAGAGACUUAUGCUCCGGUGGCUAGACAUGAUACAAUAAGGCUUCUAAUUGCAUUAGCUGCUAAUUUGGGUUGGAAGUUGUUUCAUAUGGAUGUAAAAUCAGCUUUCCUCAAUGGUGUUUUGCAAGAGGAAAUUUAUGUUGAACAACCACUUGGGUUUGAGAUUACAGGGAAUGAAGAUUGUGUUUAUAAGCUUAACAAGGCUUUGUAUGGUCUAAAACAGGCGCCAAGGGCCUGGUAUUGCAGAAUUGAUCACUACUUGAUGAGUCAAGGCUUCAGAAGGAGCACAGAAGAAGCAACUUUGUAUUUGUUGGAACAAUUCAAGAAGGUUAUGAUGCAAAAGUUUGCAAUGACAGAUUUGGGAGAGACAAAGUAUUUUCUGGGACUUGAAGUUCAACAAUUGAGCAAGGGAAUUUUUAUUUGCCAGAGAAAGUAUGCACUGGAUAUCUUGAAGAAGUUUGAAAUGGAGAACUGCAAACCAGUUGCCACUCCAUUGGUUCAAAAUGAAAAGCUUUCCAAGAAUGAUCAAGAAACCAAGGUUGAUUCCUCCUACUAUCGAAGUUUAAUUGGUAGCCUGCUUUAUUUAACUGCUACAAGACCUGAUUUGAUGUUUGCAACAAGCUAUUUGUCAAGGUUUAUGUCAGCUCCUAGUAAACUUCAUUUAGUUGCAGCCAAGAGAGUUCUUAGGUACAUCAAAGGAACCUAUGAACUUGGCUUGUGGUUUGACAAUAAUCAACAAGGAAGGUUACAGGGGUAUGUUGAUAGUGAUUGGGCAGGUUCUAUGGAGGAUAUGAUAAGCACAACAGGUUAUGUUUUCUCCUUUGGUUCAGGGAGUUUCUCUUGGAAUUCAAAGAAGCAGGAUGUUGUAGCUCAGUCCACAGCUGAGGCUAAAUAUUUAGCAGCUGGAGCAGCAGCGAAUCAUGCUGUUUGGCUUAGAAUGGUGCUUGAAGAACUUGGUUUUAAUCAAAUUGAGUCUUGUGUACUCAAUGUAGAUAACAUGUCAGCAAUUGCUAUUGCUCAAAAUCCAGUGCAGCAUGGUAGGACCAAACACAUCAAGAUUGAAUACCAUGUUAUCAGAAAUUAUGUUCAGGACAAAGAGAUUGUUUUGCAACAUUGUGAUUCUGAAAUUCAAGUUGCAGAUAUUCUGACUAAAGCUCUUCCAAGGCAGAAAUUUGAAGAGUUCAAAGAUAUGCUUGGAGUUACAAAUAUAAAAAGCAAGGAGGAGUGUUGAAGAUAUCAGUUAACAGCAGUUAUGCUUUUUUAAUUUGUAACUGGUUUUUUGUUUUAUGCAGUUAGUUCUACAAGUUAGCUGCAUUAGGAGUAGUUAUUUUUAUCCUUUAUGUAGAAACUGUAAUUUAUAAGUUGUAGAUAUUUAGCAACUCUUUUUGUAUGUCAGUUAUCAAUCUGAAAUGAAACAGAGCUCCACAUCCGAGAAGCUCAUAAAAUCCAGAUUAGUGU
Messenger RNA from Rubroshorea leprosula, 3816 nucleotides. NCBI's taxonomy places the organism in Eukaryota, Viridiplantae, Streptophyta, Magnoliopsida, Malvales, Dipterocarpaceae. The record is from the annotation of a GenBank genome assembly.